Oncorhynchus kisutch (coho salmon) is the source of this 6284-nucleotide messenger RNA. RefSeq names its product aquaporin-3-like. Gene Ontology annotation, cellular component: plasma membrane; basolateral plasma membrane. The coding region runs from base 175 to 1071 and encodes 298 amino acids. Gene Ontology annotation, molecular function: glycerol channel activity; water channel activity; urea transmembrane transporter activity. NCBI's taxonomy places the organism in Eukaryota, Metazoa, Chordata, Actinopteri, Salmoniformes, Salmonidae. The record is from RefSeq and is a predicted model, not a curated record. The transcript has 6 exons. Gene Ontology annotation, biological process: water transport; glycerol transmembrane transport.
GCGAGAGAGUAGGGAGGGCUCGUGGGGGCUGGCUUUGGCAGGAACCACAGGAGGUCCAGGUAAUAUAAGAGGAGGCCACUGCAUUAGCCAUCACACACACACACACACAGUAGGACCUACCUACCCGCUGUCACCCAGUCAUAAUACAGGAGGUUAGCUGAGCAGCACUGAACCAUGGGAAAACAGAAGAUAUUCAUGGACAAGCUGGCACAGACUUUCCAGAUCCGUAACUUGCUGCUGCGCCAGGCCAUGGCAGAGUGUCUGGGUACCCUCAUCCUGGUGAUGUUUGGUUGUGGUGCAGUGGCUCAACUGGUGCUUAGUGGAGGAUCUCAUGGCAUGUUCCUAACUGUCAACUUUGCAUUCGGCUUCGCUGCCACCCUAGGGAUCCUGGUCUGUGGCCAGGUAUCAGGAGGCCAUCUCAAUCCGGCAGUAACCUUUGCCCUCUGCCUGCUUGGGAGAGAUCGCUGGAGAAAGUUUCCAGUCUACUUUGUCUUCCAGACACUGGGAGCUUUCCUGGGCUCCGGGAUCAUCUUUGGUCUGUACUAUGACGCUCUGUUGAACUAUGCUGGAGAACUCAUUGUUACCGGGCCCAACGCCACCGCUGGCAUCUUCGCCACCUACCCUGGCAAACAUCUCACAUUGGUCAACGGCUUCUUCGACCAGACGAUUGGCACUGCAGCAUUGAUCGUCUGUAUCCUGGCCAUCGUGGACCCCCAUAACAAUCCCAUUCCCCAGGGCCUGGAGGCCUUCACGGUGGGCUUUGUGGUGCUGGUCAUCGGCCUGUCCAUGGGCUUCAACUCUGGCUACGCUGUCAACCCUGCCAGGGACCUGGGGCCACGCCUCUUUACCGCUCUGGCAGGCUGGGGCACCGAGGUCUUCACUGCCAACAAGUGCUGGUUCCUGGUGCCCAUCUUCGCCCCAUUCCUGGGCGCCAUCAUUGGUGUGGUGGUCUAUCAGCUGAUGGUUGGCUUUCAUCAGGAGGGUGAGGUUCGUGACAGGAAGAGCCAGGAUGAGAGAGUCAAACUGACCAACAUCAACUCAAAGGACGCCCUAAAAGAAGAGAUGUUAUGAGCCUCAAAACCUCCAGCAUCCUCCAUUCUCCACCACUACCACUACCAGCAUCCUAUACCCCUAAACUCAGCCUCAGUGGGGUACAGUAUGGUCUCCUUGAGGGCCGGUGGGUCCCUUUUCACUCUUAACUCCGACAGCUGUGUGUCUGUUAGUCUGUAAGGAGACAACUACAGUACGCACGCAAAUUAUGGACCUCAAUCUUUCUCUAUAAUGUUGCCACAGUAUAUCUAUCUCUAGGCGUCCUUUGUCUUACAUUGUAGCUGCAUAGUGUCCUUAAGUAAGAGGGGAGGAAGUAAACACUCAAACACAGAAUUAUAUUAAUUCAAAAUGUUUGGAAAUAAUCAAAGUUUAUAACCUAGUGUCUUUAUCUCUUCUGUUUGGACCGUAUUUGAUGUUUUAUACUAACAUAGCGUUUUAAUGAUUCCGUUGUAUUUAUAUGCUGUGGACAGAUAGUACAUGUGUCCCGAUCAAAUGAAAUGUGUAUGUUUUAGUGAGUCCAUGAAUUUCAAUGUCAACCAGAGGCCUCAUGCCAUAAGAUUUUUAUACUUUAUUUUUUAUUAAUUACUAAACUUAAUUUUUAAGCCCAUGUUUUAUCAGAAUUAUUUAUAAAAAGAUCUGUCAGUGGGUUUCUCCCUAGUAAGCGGUUGCUUCCAAGGUGCACUAUGGCGCAAAGAUAUGCUUGGCAGGAUGCUAUAUACUCUAGUGUCUGCAGACAGAAUCGUCACUGGAGGAGGAGAGGGGAAUGUUGAGUGACACACACAGAUUUGAUUUCAGCUGCAGGUGAGGGGCAGGACUUGAUUAUAAAUGAAUUUGAUCAAGCUAUGUAGCCUAUUGAUUCCUUCUUGAUGAAUUAAUUAAUCUCUGUAAUACUAGCCACAUAGCAAUUUUAUUAACUUGCUUUAGCUAGCCAGCUAGAAAGGUUCCCAAUCUCCCAGCCCCAUAACUAGCUACCAAGCCAUUUCAGGCUAUCAAUCAAGUUAGAGUAGCUUGUCUAUCUUAGCCGGCAUGCCUGCCGACAAGGUUGCUAGUCUUUAGGGUUAUAAUACUAUAUACCAGUGUGGCAGUUGUACUAAACUCCUAAGGCAUAAAGGUUCUAAGGAAUCAAUGAGCAUCAUUCAUUAAAAUGGCAAUUGAACAGGUAAAGAGGUACACUUAAAUAACCUAUGCAGAACAAUAUACAUCUUUUUUUUAUAAUAUAUUUUUACAUAGAAUUAGGCAUAAUGAUUAUGCCUCUAGAUUGCAGGAAAAAGCUGUUUCAGGUGUUUGAAAAAUGUUGUUUAGCAGAUGUUAUUGUGGGUGUAGCGAAAUGCUUGUGUUCAUAGUUCCAACAGUGCAGUAAUAUCUAAUAAUACACACAACUCUAAAAGUAAAAUAAUGGAAGUAUGAAUUAUAUAAAUAUUAGGAUGAGCAAUGUCGGUGUCCGGAAUAUGUGUGUAUAUAUACAGGGUUGGGGAGUAACGGAUUACAUGUCAUUGGUUACAUGUAAGGGACCCCAAAAAACUGUAAAUGUACCAGUCAAAAGUUUGGACAAACCUACUCAUUCAAGGGUUUUUCUUUAUUUUUACUAUUUUCUACAUGGUAAAAUAAUAAUGAAGACAUCAAAACUAUGAAAUAACACAUAUGGAAUCAUGUAGUAACCAAAAAAGUGUUAAACGAAUCAAAAUAUAUUUGAGAUUCUUCAAAGUAGCCACCCUUUGCCUUGAUGACAGCUUUGCACACGUUUGGCAUUCUCUCAACCAGCUUCAUUAGGUAGUCACAUGGAAUGCAUUGAAAUUAACAUGUGUUUCUUGUUAAAAGUGAAUUUGUGGAAUUUCUCUCCUUCUUAAUGUGCUUGAGCCAAUCAGUUGUGUUGUGACAAGGUAGGAGUGGUAUACAGAAGAUAGCCCUAUUUGGUGAAAGGCCAAGUCCAUAUUAUGGCAAGAACAGCUCAAAUAAGUGCUGGGUCCUGGUGCUCAUCUUUGCCUCAUUCCUGGACGUCAUCAUUGGUGUGGUGGUCUAUCAGCUGAUGGUUGGCUUCCAUCAGGAGGGAGAGGUUUGCGACAGGAAGAGCCAAGAGGAGAGAGUCAAACUGAUCAACAUCAACCCAAAGGACGCCCUAAAGUAAGAGAUGGUAUGAGCCUCAAAACCAACCAGCAUCCCCACCAGCAUAUGUGGGAACUCCUUCAAGACUGUUGGAAAAGCAUUCCAGGUGAAGCUGGUUGAGAGAAUGCCAAGCAUGUGCAAAGCUGUCAUCAACGCAAAGGGUGGCUACUUUGAAUAAUCUCAAAUAUAUAAAAUAUAUUUUGAUUUGUUAAACACUUUUUUGGUUACUACAUGAUUCCAUAGGUGUUAUUUCAUAGUUUUGAUGUCUUCACUAUAAUUCUACAAUGUAGAAAAUAGUAAAAAUAAAGAAAAACCCUUGAAUGAGUAGCUGUGUCCAAACGUCUGACCGGUACUGUGUAUAUCUAUGUGUGUGUGUGUGUGUGUGUGUGUGUGUGUGUGUGUGUGUGUGUGUGUGUGUGUGUGUGUGUGUGUGUGUGUAUGUGUGUGUGUUUUCUGCAUACCUCUUUACCUUUUACCUGUCCAAUUAUCCUUUUAACGAGGAUGUCAAUUCUGACUGUUGUCAAUCACACAUCUCAAUGCACUGCACUAACAUGACUAGGAUAUUACAUCCAAAUUGCAACACAGUACAUGGGAUCAUAACACACAUCCUCAAUACAUGUGGUAUAUAUCAUGGCAUCAUAAUUGAUACACAAAUAUCAUGAUAUUAUCAUAAAGUGGCAGAUUACAUUUUAAACAAAGUCUUUUUCUGAGCUGUCUGUAUGUUACUGAUCAUCCGUGUGUCUUUUUUCAUAGUUUUGAUGCCUUAUUAUUAUUCUACAAUGUAGAAAUAGUAAAAAUAAAGAAAAAUCCUUGAAUGAGUAGGUGUGUCCAAACUUUUGACUGGUACUGUAUAUAUAUAUAUAUCCAUUGAUACUUGAAGAAUAUAACUUAUAAAUGCCUCAUGAGCUUAGUUCAACUGUCACACUCCAUGAGAACCCAAAACAUAAGCUUGUUUUACGCCAAUGUUUGUAACAUGGUUAAAAAUAUACUUUUUAUAUAAUGGAUGGCCAGUCCUUGCAUCAAUAGCUCUGUCUAUUCAUCUGAGAGUGGUUAUAAUUCUCCAGGCCCAUCCCUCAUCUUUUUACUAAAACAGAGGCGGGCUGACCGUUUUGUUAUUGUUUCAUCUGUGGAUUUGCCCUUUAAUAAAUCCUCUACUGACUCCCCAUCCCACAUGCGGGAGCGUAAUCAUCGCCUGACACUAAUUAGCAUAACGCAACGGACAUAAAUAUCCCUAGAAAAUAUUCCUAUUCAUGAAAAUCACAAAUGAAAUAUAUUGAGACACAGCCUUUUGUUAAUCACCCUGUCAUCUCAGAUUUUCAGAUUUUCUAAAUAUGCUUUACAGCCAAAGCUAGACAAGCAUUAAGUUUAUCGAUAGCCUAGCAUAGCAUUUUGUCCAGCUAGCAGCAGGUAACUUGGUCACGGAAAUCAGAAAAGCAAUCAAAUUAAAUCGUUUACCUUUGAGUAGCUUCGGAUGUCUUCAUUCACGAGACUCUCAGUUAGAUGGCAGAUGUUCCUUUUCUCCCAAAAUACUAUUUUUGUAGGCGAAAUAGCUCCGUUUGUUCUUCACGUUUGGCUGAGAAAUCGCCCGGAAAUUGCAGUCACGAAACGGCGAAAAAUAUUCCAAAUUAAUUCCAAAUAAUAUCGACAGAAAUGGCAAACGUUGUUUAUAAUCAAUCCUCAAGGUGUUUUUCAAAUAUCUAUUCGAUAAUACAUCCAUCGGGAUAAUUCGUUUUUCAGUAGGACCGAUUGGAGUAAUGGCUACCUCUGUAUUUUACGGAGAAUCUCUCUGGGGGCAUCAGGUGACCACUGACCACUUUCGCAAUGUAGCCGCCUACGGCUAUUCUUCAACAUAAAUGCAUAAAACUACGUCACAAUGCUGUAGACACCUUGGGGAAUACAUAGAAAGCGUAAUCUGGUUGAUGGCUCAUUCACAGCUCAAUAGGGACUCAUUGGAACGCAGCGCUUUUAAAAUAUGGUGCACUUCCGGAUUGGAUUUUUCUCAGGCUUUCGCCUGCAACAUCAUGUCUGUUAUACUCACAGACAAUAUCUUUACAGUUUUGGAAACGUUAGAUUGUUUUCUAUGACAAUUAAAUGCAUAUUCUAGCAUCUUGUCCUGACAAAAUAUCCUGUUUAAAACGGGAACGUUUUUUUUCCAAAAAUGAUAAUACUCCCCCUAGAGUCGCAACAGGUUUUAAACAGCUGCAAAUUAUCAAGAUAACAAAGUGUCACCAAAUAAAAGGUUAAAGGCCUAUAGCAAAUGCAGCAGCAUAUGGCAUUCAUUUUUCACAUGUAAAUAGCACUUUUCAGUAGUGCUCAAAGCAGGCCAUUCCAUGAGUGCAGCAUUUCUUUUUCAACUCGAAUCAAUGAGCCCAAUCAGUCCUUCAUGACAACAGAGUAGGGUUUGCUAAUAAAUCCUUAGUUUUGGGGUCAUGCUCAGGUAAAAAAAUUAGGCUAAUCUAUACUUCCAUAUUUCCAAGUGGUAUAACAUUUAUUUGGCAUAAUUUAAUCGUAUUAUUAUAUGUAGUAGAAAGUGCUGGGUUAGAAGAAGCCCACAUAACUAACCCAUAAAGUAAAAUGUAACAUCCUUAUAUGGCCAGCUAGGUAAACUUUAACAUUGAUUUAUCCUGCAAUAGAUGUCGUUCAAUUGGUAACAUACAUUUUGUCUUCUUCUAAUGUCUCUUAAAGGGAAAGUAAUCUAAAAGUAACAGAAUGUAAUCAGAUUGCGUUACUGACUUUGGGUAAUCAAAAAGUUACGUUACUGAUUACAAUUUCGGACAGGUAACUAGUAACUGGAACUGAUUACAUUUAGAAAGUAAUCUACCCAACCCUGUGUGUGUGUGUGUGUGUGUGUGUGUGUGUGUGUGUGUGUGUGUGUGUGUGAGUGUGUGUGUGUGUGUGUAUAUAUAGCGUUCAAGCAGCAUCCUUUGAUUGUUUCAUGGCGACACAGCCCUUUGACAUCUCAUGGGUCAGAGAGGUGAUUACCACUCUGUUCCGUUCCUUCAUCAGCCAAACCUGAUGGCUUUCCCAACAUAUGAAUACAAUUGAGUUCAUUGGGUUCGAUUGCCAGCAUUUCUUGCUCGUGAAUAUUUGCAGUAUUAAGACAUGUCAAUAAAACCAUUGCCGUGUGUGAA